GCUGCUUCACAGACCAGCAGAGACUGACUCGGUGGGAUACGAUUCGGAGUAGCGAUGUCUAAAGUUUGCUGACAUUUGCUUUUGGAAGAAAAGCAGCAUUGAAAGGCAGAAGUUCACUGAGAAGAGUCUGUACCAUACAUUCAGCUUCCUGUCAUUUGUGUGGAGAAUAAUCGACGAGUCGAGGUGGUCGCUGAGGCAGCGGAUUGGACCAUGUCAGAGGAGCUGAGAUUCAGAGGGAGGAAACGAGAAGGGAGGCACAGGGACACAUGGGAUCCAUUUCAGCUGAACCCCGUUGGAGCCGAGAAGGAGCAAAAGAAACGAUGCCUCCUGGUGGCGCAGUACUUGGUGGCUAUUUUUGUUGGGUUGGCAGUUUUGGUCAGCGCUGUUGUUGCCAAGGGCUCCCUCUUAGUCUUGUCAGCACUCUCCAGUCCAAAAUCACUCCGUAAUGAAAAGGACCAGCAGUUCUACAUGCUGAUGUUGGUGUUUUGCCUGGUCUUCCCCAACUUCUUAGUGUUUUUGAAGUCCCUGUGGCGUUGUGCCUUCAAGACAUUYGUGACCCCCAACAUGAARACCAUGGCRUUGAUUUGUGUCAUUGAGAGUUUGGUGUCUCUUGGCACUUCACUCCUGGUCCUGGUCGUUAUGCCUCAGUUUGACAUCCUGACGAAUCUCUUYAUCAGUGGAGGAGUCUGCAUUGUGUCGGCAAUCCUGCAGAUAGUGUUCAGGUUACAAAGGGAGAACUGGAAAAUCCUCUUCCCAAUCUGCUCCCUCUUCCUCACCAGUGCUGGUUACUGCCUCUUGGCAAUGGACUACUACAUCCGUGAAGCGUCGCAUGUGGACCGACAGAAAAAGGACUGCUUUUACUACGUGGGUUUAGGGAUUUUCUCUUCGUUCCUCGUCUCUCUCUGUUGGUGGGAAAACACGAUGCAGGCCAAAAACCGCAUGCAGAAAGCGCUGGCAGAGUUGGACGGCUUCAGGGACUUUGUCUUUGUCAUCAGCAGYAUUUUGAGGAUACUGGUGAUAGGAGCUGUGUACCUGAUCUACCACAGACUCAUGAUCAAAUCUAUYGUGUGGAGUGAUUUUAACCUGGCAAAUGAUGGAGAUAUUCUGCAAAUAGGUCUUGUGCUCUUUUUCUUACAGGCCUUCUGCUCAGCAGCCUGCCAUUGGUUUGGCGUAGUUGCCUGUAAGAUCAAYGCCGUCCGGAUGAGUUUCGCUCUGCCUCUGUGUUGUACUGGCCCAGCAGUGCUGUGCUUGGGCCUGAUACUCUUCCUGACACAUGCAGAACGUUUUGAUCCAGCAAACUCAAACGGGAUUACUACCUUCUGUUUAAAUUUGCAUUUGAUUAAGGACANAAAUGACAAUGCUUUAAAAUGUUUUCUUGUGUUUUUAUCUCAGGCCUUCUGCUCAGCAGCCUGCCAUUGGUUUGGCGUAGUUGCCUGUAAGAUCAAYGCCGUCCGGAUGAGUUUCGCUCUGCCUCUGUGUUGUACUGGCCCAGCAGUGCUGUGCUUGGGCCUGAUACUCUUCCUGACACAUGCAGAACGUUUUGAUCCAGCAAACUCAAACGGGAUUACUACCUUCUGUUUAAAUUUGCAUUUGAUUAAGGACAAAAACACAACUAAUGUUCCUCUGUUGGAGAUGUUCCGGAGCAUCUGCAGGACGUCACUCAACAACUACUACUUCCAAUGGUCUUUUGCCAUGUUGGUGCUGGAGGGAGUGUGCAUGUGGGGUGGAUUUGUCUCAGCUACGUAUUAUGUGUGGAAGAUCAAGGUCCAGCGUAUAGAAAGAACGUCUCAGCUCUUUGUGCGUCGACUCUACGAAUCCGCCUUCAUCGACCUGUCUCUGCUGCUCAACACCAAGAUGAAGCUACCAAAAGCCCAAACAAAUGAGAACCAGGAUGAACUGCAGAACGUUGUGAUCUAUCUCUGCGCCACCAUGUGGCACGAAACCUACGAUGAAAUGCUGAAGAUUCUCACUUCCAUGUUCAGGCUGGAUCGUUAUCGAGGCGAUCCAAAGGAGGAGCACAAGGACAGUUUUGACUUUGAAAGCCACAUCUUUGUUGACGAUGCGUUCAUGACUCAAAAGGAGACAGGGAAAAGGCUGGUCAAUGAAUAUGUGGAAGACCUGAUUCAUGUUGUGACAGAGGUUUACAGAGUKUUCACCAACAAAGAGCCUGACGACGUGUCGAUCAUUGAAACUCCCUACGGCGGGAGGUUAAUGUUUGUCCUGCCUGAGGGCAACAUGCUCUACGUUCACCUGAAGGACAAAAGUCGGAUUCGCAACAAAAAAAGGUGGUCUCAGAUAAUGUACAUGUACUAUCUGCUUGGCUGGAAAGGUUACAUCACCAAGAACCCCCAGAAAAUGCCACGUAUGGAUACCAGCAGAGAAAGUCUGAUCUCUAUGGACGGAGAGAUUUUCCUUUUGCCUCAGUACGACAACGACAACAAGAGAAGRUUCAUUUCAGACGACAACACGUACAUCCUGGCUCUGGACGGAGACACAGACUUCCACCCUAAAGCCGUGGUUCUGCUCGUGGACAGGCUGAGAAUGUAUUACAACGUCGGUGCAGCAUGUGGCAGAAUCCAUCCAACUGGCAUGGGUCCCAUGGUUUGGUACCAGAAGUUUGAGUACGCAGUGGGCCAUUGGCUGCAGAAGACCGCAGAGCACGUGUUCGGCUCCGUGCUGUGCAGCCCGGGAUGCUUCAGUCUGUUUAGGGGCUCCGCGCUGAUGGACGACAACAUCUUGAAGAAGUACACAACAACUGCAACAAGAGGAGCCGAGUAUGUGCAAUAUGACCAAGGGGAGGAUCGUUGGCUGUGUACUUUGCUGCUGCAACAAGGAUGGCGUGUGGAGUACAACGCUGCAUCAGACGCAUACACCAACUCACCACAGGAAUUCAAAGAGUUUUACAACCAGAGGAGACGAUGGGGGCCUUCCACGCUGGCUAACACGCUGGAUCUCCUGCACAGGUCAGUAAUCGUGACAUAUAUGGUCAUUAUUUAUGAGUAAUAUGCAAAAUGUUUCUGUCAGGCGUUAAUACGUCCCUCGCUCUCCAUGUUGUUUUUCCCAACAGGAGCUUUUCAGUUCAUCUUCAGAAUGAAUGGCGCCAUUGCYAUCGUCGUCGCCUGCGUCCCGCCCGUCUUCUACAUCAUCAUCUGCUUUGCAACUAAAGCAAAUACCCAGAUAACCAUCGCUGCCGUCAUGAGCGUUAUAUAYGCGUUUCUWAUGACCGCGGCGUUCUUCUCCAUCAUUGGGGACAUGGUGGUGCAGGGCACGUUUCUGACCCCCACUGGUGUGUUUUUGGUCUCGAUGGCGAUUAUGUACUUGGUGACGGCCAUAUUGCACCCACAAGAGUUUGGGCUGAUUAUCUAUGGUAUGAUGUACUUCAUCUGUAUCCCCAGUGGAUACCUCCUGCUGACCAUCUACUCUCUGGUGAACAUGAACAAUGUGUCUUGGGGAACAAGAGAAUCCAAGGAAGAAGGAGAGCAGAAGAAAUCUCAGAGCGUUUUGUGCAACAAAGACUGCAGGCUCUGCUGCUGGGACAUGAACAUAAAGAUAUCCCAGGAAGCAGAAAACCCCAUGCUUCAGCAGAUCACAAGUUUYGCCACACAGAAAGCGCCUCUCCUUCAAAUCACCAAAAAUGAAACGCAGCMGCAGGCCGCCUCAAACCCGGAGCCUCAAGACAAACCUGAACUCAUCACAGAGAAAGCCGCAGAAGCUAAAACUCCUCUAGCUGACCAAAACAAAAAGGCACCACUGAAAGACAAGGAAGAUUCAUCCUCUCAGAGUGAUGACAGUGACGAUGAUGAGAAAAAGAGCAUAAAGUCUGAUUCCUCUUACUCGUCCGAUGAAGACGAUGAUGACUUUAUGAAUGCAGACUUGGAGGAAAUGGAAGACAUCCCUGUCAGCGACUGGGUGGAGCCUGUAAAGGUAGAGUUUCUGAAGAAGUUAACUUAUUUCAACAUGAAGAGAAAUCUGCAGGCACAAAUCCGAUACACACUCCGCCACAAAAAUCAGGAAGAUGUGGUUGAAGACCUGAUCCUGAUGUUGACGGACACGCUUAAUAUAAGACUCAGCAAAGCUGGACCCGAGGACAUUUUGGAACAAGCUGAGAUUGACGAGUUGCAGCACGAACUGACCAAUCAGGCUCGACACAUCCUGAAGAAUAAUAAAAUGAUGAAGUUAGAAAAGAGAGUGAAACGAGCCAUAGAGAAAACCCUCAGUGCCCCACAAAUUCAAAGACUGGAUGAGGGUGAGAAGGACUUCUGGGACAAGCUGAUCGAACGAUAUCUGACACCGAUAAGUGAUACAGAGGAGCACAAGAAGCGAGUGGGCAAAGAACUGAAGUCGCUGCGAAACAAGUCGGUCUUCCUGUAUUUCAUCAUCAACGUUCUCUGGGUGGUAGCAACUUUCUUCCUGCAGCUCAUCGGAAACGACAUCAUCAGCAUCAAGAUUCCCAAGUUUUCAGAGGAGAAAAAUGAAACAGAAUACCUAAAGGUGGAGCCUCUCAGUUUGAUGUUCCUGUUUUCCUUUGCGAUUCUUCUUMUCGUCCAGUUUGUGGCCAUGUUGUAUCACAGGGUCUACACUCUGAUCCAUGUGGUUUCCUACCGUGGCACAGAGAAGGACUACAAAGAGAGAGAGCCGGAGGAUGAAGAGGAGGAGGACCAGACCGUGGAGAACCAUUACGCCGUUUCUCUCCACAGUGAGGACUUCCAGCUGUAGCACAAGAAACGAAUACCUCUCCUCAUGCAUUUCUUCCAUUCUUCCUUUAUAUCUUCCACCAUUCACAAUGCAUUACAGCCAUCUUUGAUCAUACUCCAGAGAAGCUA
This is a messenger RNA of Poecilia reticulata (guppy), 4823 nucleotides long. The record is from RefSeq and is a predicted model, not a curated record. NCBI's taxonomy places the organism in Eukaryota, Metazoa, Chordata, Actinopteri, Cyprinodontiformes, Poeciliidae.